AUGGAUCCCGCCGUCUAUUAUGGCCAGUUCGUGUAUGGGAUUGACGACCCGGACAUUCUCGACGACACCUUCUACCACAACCUCUUCUCCGUAAAAUAUGACCACACUGCUCUCUCCACAAUCCUCCGCCGAGAUAUCGGACGUAUUGAGCACAUAACACAAUCCAUCUUCACCAAUGCCGUCCACACCGUCUCCUCCCCAACCUCUUCGACCGAACAAUGUAGCAACGCAAUCGAUACACUACGAACACUCAUCCAAUCCACCAUAUCGGGAAAACGCUCGUAUGACUCCUCUGCGAUCAUUACGACACUAACCUCCCUCUCGGACGUCGACACCGUUCUCCCGACUUUCGUCACAUCUUUACAACACCUCAUCUCACAACACUCCCACGAUGAGGAAUUAGCGACAAAAGCAGUCGCCCUAGCACUCUGUUUCGUCGCCCGUGCGUACCACUCCUCCCUCAUCUCAUACUUCACACAUCGCAACUUCCUCCCACCACUACUCUCCUACAUCACAUCUCGCCCGUCGUCUUCCCCAGCAGCUGGGACACGAGACGCGGUCUUAUUAGUCGGGUUAUUGGCCGCAUACCAGAAGUUCGAGUCACACAACCCAUACCAGACAUACCUCUCACAACUCUCGGAUCAGGAACAGAUGAUGGCGGUUAUUGAGACGUUUGGGGAGGUGUGUAGGGAGGUGCGGGAUGAUUAUAUUGAGGUACAGGAUGAUGGGGAGGGGGUGGGAUUUGUGGGGUGGAUGGGGUCGUGGUGGGGGGGAGCGAAAUUGGUUGAACGGAGACAGAGUAAGGCGAAGGGGAUUGUGGAUGUGGAGGAGGCUUGGGGGGUAUUACCGGGUCCGGAAGUUGCGGUGUUGUUGGCGGUGUACGAGUUUGUGCAGAACUCGAAAGUGUUUUGUAUGAAUUUCAUUCGUGCACCACCUACCGCCCCAAACACAGAAUCACCAUUCUCCCUAUUCCUCUCCCUCACGAGUUACCUCCUCUCCCACCAACGCCGCUCCCCCCAUGCCGCAACCUCCUCCCGCCUAACAACCCUCAUCCUCCGCAUCCUCCUCGACGACCCCGGUACCGCAUCCCUCCUCGCUCUCCAAUCCUCAAGUGUCCGACUCUGCCGACAACGCACCCCUCUCCCCAAACUGGGAGGAAUGGGAGAGGAAAGGGUUGUGAUGGGUGUUGUGUUUGAUUUGUGUGUUCAAGGCUUGGAGUGGAAUUUGAAGAAGAGGUUGGAUGUUGAGGGGUAUGUUAAUGUUGUUGGGUUGGUGGGGAGGGGGAUUAGUGUGCUGAAGAGGGGGAGGACGAGGAUUGCGUAUCAUUGGCAUCACCUGUGGAAGUCGUUGUUUGGACUCGUCAAAUUCAUGACGGCAAGAGCGGACGACCUAAAAGACCUCACGCGGGUCAAAACCUUGACAGAGUCUCUAUCGAAGGUCCUCGCACUCGCACUAAGCUCCGGCGAAUCCUUCCUCCCCUCCGCAAAAGAAUACGACGACCUCUUCUACCAAGUCAUCCAAUCCGGCCACCUCCUCACCCAAUUCUCCCAAACCUAUAACCUGACAACAUACCCACCAACGACCCUCCUCCUCGCCGUCCACGCACACUAUUUGUCGUUAAUCGAGUCACAUCAGUUGAGGACUGGAGAACAUCUGGAUGCGGAGGAGGUGCAUAGGGUUAUUCGGGAUGGGUAUGGGGGGUUGGAGGUUAAGGGUGGAGGGGAGGGGUUGGAAGUUUGGGAGAGGUGGAGGGAGGGGGAGGAGAGGGUUUUUUUGAAGGGGGUUGGAAGGGGGGUUGUUGGGGAUGUUAUUGAGAUUGAUGAGCGGGCUCAUUAA
Molecule: messenger RNA, 1836 nt
Organism: Saitoella complicata NRRL Y-17804
Lineage: Eukaryota; Fungi; Ascomycota; Saitoellomycetes; Saitoellales; Saitoellaceae
Product: DUF1741-domain-containing protein
Exons: 6
Coding region: 1-1836 (611 amino acids)
Biological process (GO): regulation of Golgi organization
Cellular component (GO): cytosol
Source: RefSeq, a predicted model, not a curated record